Messenger RNA from Caenorhabditis bovis, 723 nucleotides. Lineage: Eukaryota; Metazoa; Nematoda; Chromadorea; Rhabditida; Rhabditidae. The record is from the annotation of a GenBank genome assembly.
AUGCUGCUGCUUGUCGUGUCGGCAGCGAUUUGCUCGCAAGUCAUCGCCGAGCCCACGCUGUUCAUGUUUCCCACCAAUCCGCAACUCCAUCCGCCGAAUCUCUAUCCGAACAUGCAAAUCGCGCGUGGCAAGGUUCGCGAUUUGCCCGACUCGGGUGUGAUUUAUCUCAAUCGAAUCAAACCGAUCGCCGACGAGUUCGCCACCGUCGAGACAUCCGAGGCGGACAACGAGCGGCGCUCGUCGUUAGAGAAAUAUGGAUCAAGUGAGGAGCGAGCACCGCCUCGGAGAUUCGAAGCCUCAAUUCAGCAGAAUGUUGAACCAGCAAGAUUGGAAACUUCUACUACCACCACCACCACAGUUGCGCCAAGACCAAAACCAAUUACGCCAAAAAUUGCUUUAAAGAAAACCGAUGAGUUGAAAAAAUCGCAUCAAAAAGAGAUGAAGAAUAUCAUAACCGUUACCGAGGAAGAGGAACUCGAUCGUUUAUUGGAUGAGCUGAUUGAAAAGAAAAAACCAGCGCCAAUAACACCGAAAAUCGGACGAAGCGGCACUCGUCCAAAACUGAUUUCGUUUGACGGAACCGCGCGUGUUGAUGGUCAGUUCCCAGCGCGACCUUCGCCGGUGACAGUACGUCUGAAACAGCAAAAAGUAUUCACUUCAAAGAGGUACGCGUCUCGCGACGAAGGACCCGACUUUGAUCCAUGGGAGAGAUUGGGAUCGUAA